Molecule: messenger RNA, 1325 nt
Organism: Exophiala oligosperma
Lineage: Eukaryota; Fungi; Ascomycota; Eurotiomycetes; Chaetothyriales; Herpotrichiellaceae
Product: malate dehydrogenase, NAD-dependent
Exons: 6
Coding region: 151-1176 (341 amino acids)
Biological process (GO): malate metabolic process; tricarboxylic acid cycle
Cellular component (GO): cytoplasm; mitochondrion
Molecular function (GO): L-malate dehydrogenase (NAD+) activity
Source: RefSeq, a predicted model, not a curated record
CAAUGGGAAAGCUUUCGCUUGAUCUUUUGUGAAGCUGUUUCUUCUGUUUCGUAUCCCAGAAAUCCAUAACAUUGCUCCCUUUUCCCUGCUCCAGGUUCUCUUCUGCACUCAGUUCGCUCCUCUUCUCUACUCAGGUCAAUUCUCGUCACAAUGUCUUUCUUCACACGACAGAUGUUUGGCCAGGUCCAGCGCCGGGCUUUCUCUGCUUCCAGCAGACAGGCCUCCAAGGUUGCUGUUCUCGGUGCUGCUGGUGGUAUCGGUCAACCCCUGUCGCUGUUGAUGAAGCUGAACCCCCGUGUCACUGAACUCGCUCUCUACGAUAUUAAGCUCGGUCCUGGUGUCGCCGCUGACAUCAGCCAUAUCAACACCAAGAGCACGGUCAAGGGCUACGACCCAACACCGUCAGGUCUCCGAGAAUGCUUGCAAGGCUCCGAGGUCAUCCUGAUUCCCGCUGGUGUUCCCAGAAAACCCGGCAUGACUCGUGACGAUCUCUUCAACACCAAUGCGUCGAUUGUCAGAGACCUUGCAAAGGCCGCUGCUGAUGCCGCACCCAAUGCCAACCUCCUGAUCAUCUCGAACCCUGUCAACUCUACCGUUCCCAUCUGUGCCGAAGUCUACAAGAGCAAAGGCGUCUACAACCCCAAGCGUCUGUUCGGUGUGACCACUCUUGACAUCGUUCGUGCCUCCCGAUUCGUCUCUGAGAUCAAGGGAACCGACCCUGCCAACGAGAACAUCCCUGUUAUCGGCGGUCACUCUGGUGUCACCAUUGUGCCCCUGCUCUCCCAAUCUGGUGCCUCAGACAUCACUGGCGCAAAGCUCGACGCAUUGAUCCAGCGCAUCCAGUUUGGCGGUGACGAAGUUGUCAAGGCCAAGGAUGGUGCCGGUUCCGCAACUCUUUCCAUGGCCAUGGCUGGUGCCCGAUUCGCCGAGAGUGUCCUGAAGGCUGCUCAAGGUGAGAAGGGCGUCGUCGAGUGCACUUUCGUCGACAGCCCCUUGUACAAGGACCAGGGUAUCGACUUCUUCUCCUCCAAGGUUGAGCUUGGCCCAGAUGGUGUUCAGAAGAUCCACCCCGUCGGUGCGAUCAGCAAGGAAGAGGAGAAGUUGCUCGAGGCCUGCCUCACUGACCUCAAGAAGAACAUCGACAAGGGCGUCGAGUUCGUCAAGGCCAACCCAUAAAUGACUUGAGUUCUGGAGCGAAGACGCAAGUCGUGUGUACCAAAAAUCAAGAUCUCACACCAGCAGACGAGGAAGAAUCUUGCCUCAAACUGGUAUUCUUGGUCGAUAGAAUAUUGACCCUGACAAUCGAAGCUUCUUCCUCGGUUUAA